AUGUCUACUCACAGAUUGAGCCGAUUCGUCGGUAUGUUCGAGCCACAUCCGGAAGAUAGAUUACAUUUACGCUUACAUAGAGCGAGAUCCGUUAUUUUAACGGCGCAAGAACUUGUGGAAAUUCGAGCCGCACAAAGGACCUUCGAGGGAGCAUAUAUAAGGACUGCUUUGGGACAAUUUAGUUUCGCUUUGGUAGUAUUGAAAAUCUUCACGGCCGAAUUUUACAGUAUUGGGGCCUUAUUCGCGACAUAUGGAGCCGGAAUCUUAAUGGUCAGCUUGUAUAGGAGAUAUGAGGGCAACAGGCAAUUCUUCAGCGAAAUAGAUGGGGAUGGCAUGGGAAGGAAAAAAUUUAGGACCAGUGGGAACGCUGUGGUUGUUUUGACGACGCUGAGUCUUGUGGCUUAUGUUUUACUGAUUGGAUUGACCAUAAGGCUCGAGACCUGAAGUCCAUGAUUGAGCUGACUACAUGUGCGGCAUAAUCAAUGGAACAUACAUAUAUUCCACGCGGCACAGGGGCCGUUUUGGGGUCUAGAGAUGAGAUGAUCAAUAUUAUGGCUCGGAUCGGUUGAUACAGUCAAAGUCAAGGAGGACAGAAGGGCCAUCGAAAUUCGGCAUUGAUUGGACCCAUAUUUCAGAAACAGAAUCCGACGCGGCAUACCCUUUCAAUCCAAUCCUAUGUGAGGAUCGCGACAGUUACUUUUUCAAACAUACGAGAAGUUGAUCAUCUACACUACUGCCUAAGACUUUCCGCGAUGGAUGUAUUGGAGGCAAAUUUGCCGGAUGUCUUAUUGCGAAUGCGAUCAAACAAGCAAACAAAAUCUUUCACUUUAUGAUCGUCAUAUACCAUUUUCGGAAGCAAGCAAGCUUAUCUAGCGGAUUUCCGAGGAUUUCUGAUCUGAUAAGCAUCACCUCAAGUUAGCUUGCCUAUAUGUUACCCUCCGGUCCAGGGAACAUAUGUCAAGAAAGGAAUUCCUGAUGAUCAUUAU
Messenger RNA from Botrytis porri, 986 nucleotides. RefSeq lists its product as uncharacterized. The record is from RefSeq and is a predicted model, not a curated record. The coding region runs from base 1 to 444 and encodes 147 amino acids. Lineage: Eukaryota; Fungi; Ascomycota; Leotiomycetes; Helotiales; Sclerotiniaceae. The transcript is spliced from 3 exons.